This is a messenger RNA of Rubroshorea leprosula, 2615 nucleotides long. NCBI's taxonomy places the organism in Eukaryota, Viridiplantae, Streptophyta, Magnoliopsida, Malvales, Dipterocarpaceae. The record is from the annotation of a GenBank genome assembly.
GUUGCUUGCGACGAUUCUGUAGCAGAGGUUAGCUGAGCAGAGCAGGGAAUUAAUUGUUCUUGUUGGUAGCACGAGAACGGCAGCUUCCAGAGAAAUUAAUGGCGGAUAAGGCCGCGGAAGAGAUCUCCACGUACAGCCACGCACCGAACCACUCCUCCAUUCCGGCCACCGACAGCACUAUUUGGGCCGACGUCUCGCCUCUCCUCGAAGCCGCAUGUAGAGAUCUUGGAGAUGGGGAACUCAUUCAUGGGAAUAAUUUCAAUCUUUAUGCUGCCAUGGCUGCUUUAGAGAUUAUGGAUCCAAAAAUGGAUUCAGGUAUUGUUUAUAAAUACUAUUCUAUUGAUGAAGCCAUUGAAAACGGUGCUGCUCCAGUUCCUAUUAGCCUUGAUAGAACUGUUGAUGUCCAAUGCACUAUUGACGUCAUGGACCAUCUUCUAGCCUGUGAGGCAGCAUGGCACAAGGGUCAUCCUUUGGCACAAACUGUCUUUUCAUGCAUCUAUCUUCUGAGGCCUGAUAGGACAUCGUCACAUGCCUUACUACAUUCUUAUUGCAGAGUUAUACGUGCAACCUGUAAAGCAGUUGUUUCAGUUGUUUCGGAUGCGCGAACACAUGAAGAGGAGGAUCUUUUCACGAUGACUUAUGGUCUUCCUUUAAAUGGGGAUGGGGAUGAGAAGUGCUUGUCAAUGUUGAAUGCCGUUGAAGAGACAAUCUCUCGCCAGUUGCGUGCUUGUAAGGCUAUACCAUCAAAAAGACGGGUAGUAGAGGAUUUAGAGCCAUUACAGUCUGAUCCUAAUCUGGAAGAGGGUUACUGCAAAGCUUUGUUAUGCCGUUUACGCUUUCGUAAGCAUUUUUACCAUGUUCUUACAUGCAUGAAGCGACCACAAGGAAGAGGAUUGGAAUUGGCAAGAAAACAUAUAGUGUCAAGCAUGUCAGAGUUGGAAUCCAUUCUCAAAUCUGCAGAUUUCCUUAGGUCUGACACUAGUUGUGUAUGUGAAGAUGGCAUAGAAGAAAAAACAACUGCUUCUGGCCAUCAACCAGUUGGAUUUGAUGCUAGUUUAAACAUUAGAUUAUGUGCCCCCACACCACCUCGUGCAAGUAAAAUUCCUAGCUGGAAAAAGGCCAUCGACUAUUUUGUAAAACUUCUCCAUGAUUUAGAUGCUAUAUGUUCCUACUCAUUGGACCCUCAUUUCGAAGGUCUUCUGCGUUUUGUGGUUCAAUUCCAGAAGUCUCAACCUGAUCUGGUUGCAAGGGCUCAUCUUCAGCUUCUGCUUGUUCAAGAAGGGAAACUUUACGGUAGGGACUCAAUCUUUGCUGUUAUUACUAAGGCUGCUGCACUUCCUGAAGCUGUUAAAAACCAUGAUCUCCAGAAGAAUGAAUCUUUUUUACAACUAGGACAGUUAGUUAUGAAUUUGCUCAGAAUCCUUUGUACAAAUAUUGCAUGGCAGAGGCGUAAACUUGGGAAGAUUUUACAAGAUUGGCGUGUUAUUUAUGUACAGCUAGAGCUUGCUUUUAGAAAUGAGUUUGGAGAAGUCUCAACCAGUUCAAAUGAUGAGAAUACAUGUUUAAGGAUAUUCCAACACGUACUUGUUUGGGUGGAGGAGCAAACAUUCUGGAUAGCUUGUAGGUUUCUUAUGUUAGGUUUUGAAUUGGAGCUCUAUUCUCCAAGCGAAUACUGCAUGGUAUACUGGUAUCUAUAUGCUGUCUUGACCAAGCUUGCGGAGAAAACACAUCUUAAGUUGGCAUUGACCCAUGAUAUUGCCAAGCGGAAGGGGAAGAAAAAAAGGGAUUCUUCAAAAGAUGUUGGAAGGGAAUCUCGGAUCCCUCCAGCAGUCUUGUUUCUUCAGUGUUAUAUUUGUCUUGCCGAAGGUCUUACUAUGAUGCUUGCUUCCUUGAGGAAUGAACUCCAGGUCUUACAGAGUCCAAGCCCCUUCAAUACUGAGCAUGAGAAAUUUGUUCAGCAUUUUGAGCUAUUACAGAAAGCUUGUAUUCCCGAUCAUGUUACCUAUCAAUCGUUCAAGGAAUGCACAACCUAUGCACGCUUUUCUACACUAGUUAUGUAUAACUACUUUAAGGAUGCUCAAAGGAUUGCCAAGGAGAUUAAGAAUAAUUUUUCCAAUGAUCCGGAGAGAGCAGCGGAACUUCGAAGUUUAGAGCAGGUUGCAGAACAUAAUAGUGUUGCCUUAAGUAUCAUUUCCAGAGUAGGAGCACUUGACCCAUCUCUCAAGGUUUCUUUCGAGUUCAGCCAUCAUCCUUAUUUUGCAACUGCUGUUGUCAAGAGAUCCUGAGAGUUCUUUUAAUGAUCUACACCAAUUUUGGAAUCCAUUUGUAGGAUUAAGAGGCAUAACCUAGUAUUACAUGUAGCAAUUGUAACAUCAUUAUAAGUUCAAUUAAGUCUUUUAAUAAUUUUGUUUGAUUUAUGUCUUGAUAGGAAAAUAAGAAUAGAUAUUUAAACACAUUUUUUCCAUUCUCUUUCGCGACCAAAUCUACGUAUGUAGUAUUGUGUUUGGGAGAGCGGCGAUCUUUGUGGGUGUGGAAGUUUCUAUUGUCAAGGAUUUUUAUUCAAAUUUCUUACCGUCCAAACAUGUGAUGCUAGGAAAUGAAGAAAUUGUUGUCAU